UGGAGAACAAAAAGAGACAAUUUAAUGGUGAAAGGACAACAACUAGAAGUGCUGAAUGCACUUGAUGUAGCAAAAACACAAUGGUACCAUUUCACUGCAAUUGUGAUUGCUGGUAUGGGAUUUUUCACAGAUGCAUAUGAUUUGUUUUGCAUUUCCCUGUUGACAAAGCUUCUUGGUCGUAUUUACUACGAUGUACCCGGAUCAAAUAAGCCGGGAGCAUUGCCUAUCAAUGUCUCAGCUGCCGUAAGUGGAGUGGCCCUCUGUGGGACACUAGCUGGCCAACUCUUCUUUGGUUGGCUCGGAGAUAAGAUGGGAAGGAAAAAGGUGUAUGGUAUGACCUUGGUUAUGAUGGUUGCAAUGUCCAUUGCCUCCGGUCUCUCCUUUGGGAGCACCGCCAAGAGUGUCAUGACAACACUUUGCUUCUUUCGUUUUUGGCUUGGAUUUGGUGUUGGAGGAGAUUACCCUCUAUCUGCCACCAUCAUGUCUGAGUAUGCUAAUAAGAAGACUCGUGGAAGUUUCAUCGCCGCUGUCUUUGCUAUGCAAGGUAUGGGUAUCUUAGCUGGUGGGAUUGUUUCCUUGAUUGUUUCUUCAGCAUUUGAGGCCAAAUUCAAGCCACCUCCUUUUAAAGUAAAUGCGGUUGCCUCCCUACCACCGGAGUGUGAUUACAUUUGGCGUAUUGUCUUGAUGUUUGGUGCUAUACCUGCUGCCACAACAUACUAUUGGCGUAUGCAGAUGCCUGAGACUGCUAGGUACACUGCUCUUGUGGCUAAGGAUGCUAAGCAAGCUGCUUCAGAUAUGUCUAAAGUCCUCAAGGUUCAAAUUGAUGCAGAGGAGGAGAAGGUUGACCAAAUAGCAAAGAGUGACAAGAAUCAAUUUGGUCUUUUCACAAAACAAUUUGCUCGCCAAUAUGGAAUUCGUCUACUAGGAACCACUAGCACUUGGUUCUUGCUCGACAUUGCGUUUUAUAGUCAAAAUCUUUUCCAAAAAGAUCUUUUCAGCUCCAUCGGAUGGAUCCCACCGGCAGCAGAUAUGAAUGCUAUCAGGGAGGUGUAUAUGGUAGCAAGAGCUCAAACCUUGAUCGCUCUUUGUGGAACUGUCCCUGGAUAUUGGUUCACUGUUGCUUUCAUAGAUGUAAUUGGACGUUGGUGGAUUCAGAUGAUGGGAUUCUUUUUCAUGACUGUUUUCAUGUUUGCUAUUGCCUUUCCCUACAAAUAUUGGCAGCAAAAGGAGAACCGUAUUGGUUUCAUUAUAAUGUACGGGCUCACCUUCUUCUUUGCCAACUUUGGUCCUAAUGCCACCACCUUCGUGGUUCCCGCAGAAGUCUUCCCAGCUAGGUUGAGAUCUACUUGCCAUGGUAUAUCCGCAGCAACUGGAAAAGCCGGAGCCAUUAUAGGAGCCUUCGGAUUUGUGUAUGCCUCACAAGAGAAGGACCCAGCUAAGAGAGACCAUGGUUAUCCCGCUGGUAUUGGAAAAAGCAAGUCCCUCAUUGUGCUCGGUGUUAUUAACUUCCUAGGUAUGGUGUGCACUUUAAUGGUUCCUGAGUCUAAGGGUAAGUCUCUUGAAGAAUUAGCUGGUGAAGUUGAGCUUGAUGAAGUUGACGACGAACGCAGGAGUUCUGCUUGAUUAGUGCUUGGUUUUUUGGCGUACAUACUAAUCAUGUGAUUCAUUUUGUUUUGAUAUUUAUUUGUAUUUUCUUUGUUCGCUUCAUAUUUUCAUUGUUCGUACCCUAAGCCAAUGUUGAUUUUUGUAAUUGGGUUCGAAUAUUUAUUUUUUUACUUAUCAUGUUUUUCCUAUUUAUAAUUUAAUUUUUUGUAAAGAAUUAAAUUAUUUGAUUUGCUACUUAAUGUAGCUAUUGAAUGCAGUGAAAAUUAUUUUAAUAUCUUUUAGUGUCUCUCUUUCAUCUUACCAAAUUUGGUAAUUAAAUUAUUUGCGUCUUUUAAAUGUGAAUGAUUAAGUUAUGAAAUUUGGUAUUCUUAUUAGUACUUUUUUUUAAACAUAGUUUCAUCCCCAAAUUGGUCCCCUAUCUAUAUAUUAAACAGACUUGUAAUCAUCAUUCAUGAGGCUUCGCAUGAAGAACCUGAAAAAAAGAAAAAGAAAAAGAAAAAAGAAAAAGAAAAACAAUUGAAAUUUUACACAUUGAAUAAUAUAUAAUCAAGACCAAAAUGAUAAAAUGAAUGAACAACCGCAAGUCCCCAACUAAUAACUCAACCUAUCCGGGCUUAACCACCUCGAAUCGAUCCUAAGGACAAUCAUCCUGAAGGAAUGAAAAAAAUUAUUAGUAGAAAACCUUGGAAAUAUGCAAGUUUUCAUUACAAUUUUUUUUUUUUAGUGAAAUCAAACAUGCUAGUGAUGCUACUAGAUGAUAAUUAUUACUUCGUAUUUGGUAGCUCAUUAAAGGCUCCACAACUCAUUCUUAAUAAUA
Molecule: messenger RNA, 2422 nt
Organism: Chenopodium quinoa (quinoa)
Lineage: Eukaryota; Viridiplantae; Streptophyta; Magnoliopsida; Caryophyllales; Amaranthaceae
Product: probable inorganic phosphate transporter 1-7
Exons: 1
Coding region: 25-1623 (532 amino acids)
Biological process (GO): transmembrane transport; phosphate ion transport
Cellular component (GO): membrane
Molecular function (GO): phosphate transmembrane transporter activity
Source: RefSeq, a predicted model, not a curated record